Paraglomus occultum is the source of this 1008-nucleotide messenger RNA. Lineage: Eukaryota; Fungi; Glomeromycota; Glomeromycetes; Paraglomerales; Paraglomeraceae. The record is from the annotation of a GenBank genome assembly.
AUGUACUGUUUUUACAAGACCUGUCCUUGUUUCUUUCGCCGUUCUGACACCCAGGUGUCCUUGGCGAAUUAUGCCUCUGAUGACGAAGGAAACGUGGAAUUCGAAAACUUACUGGCUCAACGGGAUCCUGAACCUAUAGCCGCUUAUCUUGAUCGCACUGCUUCCAGUGGAAACAACGCACAAGGAUAUCUUAGGGUGAAUCCCAUGUCUCCGUUUGGUCGAAACGGUGCGUCUUCCAGUAGGGUUAGUUUCGCAUCGGACGACGAAGACCAUACACAGGACGAUGCUGUGUCUCUACCUGACGAACAGAUAAGUAAAUUCACGGAACAGUUAAUUGACGAACAGUUCAAAAACAACCAACAAGCUGACGCUCAACUAGCAGCAGAAGAAGAAGAAGCUCGUUUGAUGGAAGAAGCAGAGAUAGAGCGCAAGCGUCAAGCUGCACACAAAAAGGCCAUCGCUAGAGGCUUUCUCCCUCCUAUCGAAUCCACGCGCACCAAAGAUACCGUCUUCAGUCUCGAGGACGAUGAUUCCGAUGAAGAGCAAUUCACUUCAGCUACACUGGGAGGUUCACGAACGAUGGAACUAUCAACCUACACCUCGAUUCCUCCAUCUCCCAAACGACGAUACUCCCGCCGAACACGCAGCUACAGAUACGAUCCGUCUGCAACAGAGGACGAAAUCGAUCAUCCAUUUGCACACAUCCUGCCGGACAUUUCAGGGCGUAUCGGAGCAUUUUUGUUUGGGAAAAGGAACGAGGAAGAGGACGAGCGUGAAGACAUUUAUGAGACAGAUGGUUCGGGUCAGGUGAAUAUAGAUAUUGAACCGAGUGUGGAUAGACAGUUUGCGAAAGAUGUAGACGCCACAGAAUUGGGCAGAACGGAAGAGCAUAAUUCCUCUCUGGAGGUACCUGGAAGUGGGAACGACAAAAGUAGAUCGAGAAGUAGUAGUUUCAGGAGGUUUGUCGAGGGUGUGACGAGUGUUUUUGAUACGGACGUUGAUAUUUAA